Entamoeba invadens IP1 is the source of this 1356-nucleotide messenger RNA. RefSeq lists its product as hypothetical. The transcript has a single exon. The coding region runs from base 1 to 1356 and encodes 451 amino acids. Lineage: Eukaryota; Evosea; Mastigamoebida; Endamoebidae. The record is from RefSeq and is a predicted model, not a curated record.
AUGGAAAAGGAUAAUAAAAGUCUUGUUGGGUGGUUGGAAAAAAAAUACCCCUUUCAAAGAAAAUGCGUCGAGGAAACGGCACAGUGGAACGACGAAGAUUUGGUCAAAUUGAUGCCGCAAAAGCCAAGCGAUAUUGCAGAAACCCUACAUGCGCUUUUUCCAGGGAUGAAGCUUUAUCAAACGAACGUACACAACUACACAAUUCCAAUUCAUUGUUACUCAAUUUUGGAAGGAUCACAAUUCUCUUUGAAUGAGAAGUUCAGCAACACAGUAAGCUUUUCGUCAUCAAACAACAACUACCAAAAUUUGUAUUUAUCAUACAAGAAGUCGACAAUUUUAAAAAAGCUUCAAGCACUGUCCGAGAAGAUACUUCACCCCACCGGGAUGACAAACACGUCAAUACCAGCACUGGUUGUUAAGUUGCCAACUUGUAUUGUUCAGGUGUCAAUUGACAGGUACGAGGGAUACUAUAACAACCUCUUUUUUAACACUUAUAAACGGCUCCACAAAUCAUUCGAACUUCUUUUUGACGCAGUCGAUUUACUCCACCAAACUUUGUUUCAAACAAACCAACACCUUUCGACCUUAACUCGCGUGAUGGUUGUUCAAUUUCUUCAUUCCGUUGGUAUUCCUGCACUUCAAGACGCAAAAUCCUGUGGUUCGAAACGUCAUGUUGUGUAUAUAUUCCCAGCAUUGUGUACAAUACAAAAUGUUGAGUGGUGCGAAUGUCCUGAUUGUAUCGCUUCCAAAAUCCCAAACUAUUCAUUUUCAUAUCUUCUCACAAAAUAUCUCGACUAUUACUUAAAUUUCGACUAUUCUAAGAGGAUCUCCACAUCGCCCAAUUUUUACAAAAAUAAGCCGGUUUCAAAGGACACUGUAAUGAACGUUGUUGCUCCUUUUGUUCCUUGGGUGUUGCUGAGUACCUCCACGAGCAUUGUUGACCUACAGGAGAUGCUUUUUAUUUACAGGACGGUGUACGUCUCAAUGGUGACCAAGGUAGCACCCCCAAAUUUCUGUUCUUUACAAUCAAAUUCCCUCCUUACAUAUGCUGUCGUUACAACAGUUGUCAUGUUGUCAAAUCUCCCACUCAAUUUCCAAAUCAAGCAACUCACUGAUGUCAUUUUUGAGGUUGGAAUCACGUGCGAAUUUUUGUUUGUCGUUCCUGCAUUUGUGUCAAAAAUUUCAAAGAGAGGUGGUGUCAUUUUUUUGAGAUUUGAAAACUUGAACGACUCUGCUUAUUUUAGAUGGACAGUCCCAGUCCCUUACGACAAAACCUUUUAUUCAGAAGAUGUCUUCAUUCACCGUCCAAACGGCGCACUGUAUUUCAACACUGAAAACUUUAUUUUCGUCGAAUAA